This is a messenger RNA of Aspergillus welwitschiae, 735 nucleotides long. RefSeq lists its product as uncharacterized. The coding region runs from base 1 to 735 and encodes 244 amino acids. The record is from RefSeq and is a predicted model, not a curated record. The transcript is spliced from 2 exons. Lineage: Eukaryota; Fungi; Ascomycota; Eurotiomycetes; Eurotiales; Aspergillaceae.
AUGGCCAGGACUUCUUCGAGACGUCAAACCAGGAAUAGGCCUGAGACGCCUCCACGCACCCCGGCAGUUUCCAAACGGCCUCCGAUUACAUGGAAUUAUAUGGAAGACUGUAUGCUAUUGAGGGGAAUGAUCCUGGCUUUGAACGAGGGAACCCUUUCAAAGCAGGUUUUCGAAAAGCUAGUGGAGAGAAGAGGAGAUGAUCGUUAUUCCGCUGAUACUGCGAGGGAUCUUACCAUCAUGUGCACAGCAGUCGAGAGGGACCGCCGCGACCUCUUUCCACAGGUGAUCAUGGUAAAGCCCAAGUCAGAGAGUCACGCGGAUGAUGCCUAUAUAAGUGCCCAAGAGCCAGAAGACUAUUUUCUCUCGCCAGAUCAGACUCCAUGCUCCAUGGCGAGCUCCUCUCCUUCAGCUGAGUCCUCUGCAACCCUGACCCCGAGCCCUCGCCGCAGUCAGCGUCGGAGCACUCCCGAAGACCCUGGCACACCCACUCGCCAAUACCGCCGAAGGGAAUCUGAGCGACGGCAAAGCGGUGCUCCUUAUCAGCGUGGCGUUUCAUCGCGAACGAACCCCCAACCGCCCGCAAGAACUCCCGCCCCUCCCAGGCGUCCUCAAGGAACGAGUACCUCGCGUGGUUCUCGUCAGUCACAAUCCAGGUAUCGAACACCAGCGACCAGUCAGAAUGCCCGAUCCGAGAGUCAACAAUGGAAUUUUCAGGCAAGGAUCAGCCAUGAUUGA